This is a messenger RNA of Fusarium keratoplasticum, 1728 nucleotides long. RefSeq names its product AA-permease domain-containing protein. NCBI's taxonomy places the organism in Eukaryota, Fungi, Ascomycota, Sordariomycetes, Hypocreales, Nectriaceae. The transcript is spliced from 4 exons. The coding region runs from base 1 to 1728 and encodes 575 amino acids. Gene Ontology annotation, biological process: amino acid transmembrane transport. The record is from RefSeq and is a predicted model, not a curated record. Gene Ontology annotation, cellular component: membrane. Gene Ontology annotation, molecular function: amino acid transmembrane transporter activity.
AUGAACAACCUCUACGGUCCUUCCACUUCUCACCCCUUGAUCCAACAUUUAUCCGACAUGAGUAACUCUUGCGCCACCGUCAUGGAAAAAGUUGCCGGUGACGAAAUGAAGUCCUCUCAGGUUGAUGACAACAUCGAGAGCGGACGGGGUGAGAGCAUCCCCGUCCAGGAGCAGAAUGACCAACUUGAACGCGGCCUAAAGCCCCGCCAUGUCAACAUGUUUGCCAUCGCCGGCUCCCUUGGCACCGGCAUCAUCAUUGCCAUGGGGAAAGCACUGAGAGCAGGCGGGCCUGGCAACGUUCUUAUCGCUUUCGUCCUCAUGGGCGCUGCUACCUACUUCGUCAUGACGGCACUGGCUGAAAUGGCCGUCUUUGCUCCUCGCAAGAAGGGCUUCAGCGGGUAUGCUACGAGAUACAUGGAUCCUGCAUUAGGGUUCGCCACUGGGUGGAAUUACUUCCUGAAAUACUCUGCACUUCUGGCCAACAAUCUCACGGCUGCUGGCCUUAUUAUUUCCUACUGGCGGUCUGACAUCAACUUGGGUGUCUGGAUUGCAGUCUUUGGCGUCUGCAUUAUUGCUCUGAACUUUCUAAAAGUCGUCUGGUUCGGCGAGGUCGAGUUCUGGUUCGCUGUUGCCAAAGUCUUGGUACUCGUGACACUGAUCCUCACUUGCUUCACCAUCUCCCUUGGCGGCCAGCCAAGCGGCGAACGAAUCGGCUUCCGCUACUGGAGCGACCCCGGUGCGUUUGCCAAGUACAUCUAUGGGGGCAGUGCGGGAGCGUUCUGCGGCUUCUGGGUUUGCUUCAUCAACUCUGCUUUCCUGUACAUUGGCUUUGAGUCGGUGGCGAUCACAUUUGGCGAAAGCCGCAACCCCCGCAAGACGAUCCCUCGUGCCAUCCGACAGACAGCUUACCGCAUUCUCGUCUUCUACUUCGGCGGCCUUAUCAGUGUCUCUAUGGCUAUCCCUUACACGAGUGAGAAGCUGCUUGGUGCCACCAAGAGCAAGACUAGUGCGGCCGCUUCUCCCUUUGUCAUCGCCAUCCAGCAGGCUGGCAUCAAGUAUUUGCCAGGAAUCAUCAACGGCUGCUUGCUGCUAUUCGUAUUCUCUUUCUCCAACUCUGAUAUCUACCUGGCUUCUCGAACUCUGUACGGUCUGGCAAAGGAUGGCCAGGCUCCCAAGUUCUUCACCCGGACGACCAAGCACGGCGUGCCAUACUUCGCCGUCAUUGCCUCUUCCCUUUUCAUCAGUCUUGCCUUUUUGAACACUACCAAGGCGUCUUCCGUGGUCUUUGGCUACCUUAUCUCUCUGACUACGGUGCUUGGUGCUGUCAACUGGGCCAACAUCCUGCUUUCGUACUUCAACUUCCAUCGCGGUCUCAAAGCCCAGGGAUUUUCCAGGGGUGAUCUUCCUUGGCGGGGAAUCCUCCAACCAUACGGCGCCUACUACGCCGCCUUCACCACGUUCCUUGUCCUCGUCUUCAGUGGGUGGGAAGCGUUUGUGCCCAAAUUCGACCCUGUCAAGUUUGUGGUUGGGUAUGUCGGAAUCCUUGUUUGGAUUAUCAACAUUCUGGCAUUCAAAUACUGGAAGAAGACCAAGUAUGUCACGCCUUUGGCCAUGGAUCUCGAGACAGAUGUCCUGACUGUGGCUCAACUUGAUGCCGAGGAUGCUGCGGAGUCCAAGACGAAGUUGAUCUUCUUCCAACGAAUCAAGGGUGCUCUCUGGGGGCAGUGA